AUGCAGCAGGCUAGUGUAGGUGGCUGCAACGAGGACUCCGACACGACGAGUCCCCCGGCGAGAUCGCCGGUUGGUUUCGCCAUCAAGAGCGAACCCGGCAUAGACAGGAACGACGGUGUAAGAGUUAAAGUCGAGAUGCCCGAGCCCACGGAGGCCGGCGUCGAGAUCAAAGGUGAACCCCGGGAGGAUUAUCAGCGGCAGCAGCUCGGCAACGACGCUUAUCACUACGGCGGCGACAAGAAGCCGGGAUUAUACGUUCUGGACGCUCCUGGACAACCGCCACCGCCACCGCUGCCGCAUCAGGGAUACCACCGUCCCGUGGGACUGCCAAAUUCUUUCGGCUUCCCUCCUUUUUACGGGCAUCAUCAUCCGGCUAUGAUGCCGUCGUUUCCAACCGGACGUCCGUCGUCGGACGGCCCGAUCGGUAAGAUCGACGGCCACGAGCAGACGACGCCGUCGCACGUCGAUCGACACGCGGCUGUCGCCGCCUACGGCAGAUUGCCACCGAUUCCCAACGACGGCUUCCUGCACGAGCCCCAUCAUCACCGCUUCGACGCUGGCGACUUUCAGCACGGUGUACCGUAUCCGGGCUUCCGGCCCGCCAUGCGUCCCUACGGCAAUCAUCAACAACAGAACAACAGCGCCUACAGCAGAAGCAGCCACUAUCACCAGGCUAGGCAGCGCAAGUGGAGCAGCACCGCGUUCCGCGGUCUUCAUCCACCGAUGCCCUGGCCCACGUGGUUUUUCCGGCCAGAUCUUCCACUUGGCACGCCACUACCGACGAGUCACGUCCCAAAUUCGAGUAACGUUCCUACUUCGUCGCCUCUACCAUCUCGAACGCAUCUGGAUGUUCCGAAAGGGCCGGAGCCUCCUUCGAACAGCAAUAAAGUCCAUGGACAGACGCCAACGAUAUGCACAUCUAUCCGCUGUACGGUGAACGGCUGCUCUUGCGAAUCUUUCACACCCGGGAAACGUCAUCUGCGCUACUGCGAGAACUGUCAUCAUGGAUGGGUGCCUCACGUUUCUGAAUGCAAGGAGGUGAUCCAGGGGCCGAUCGGCCACUGUGUUUCGCACAGUUUCAUCGUCUGA
Molecule: messenger RNA, 1089 nt
Organism: Cyphomyrmex costatus
Lineage: Eukaryota; Metazoa; Arthropoda; Insecta; Hymenoptera; Formicidae
Exons: 4
Coding region: 1-1089 (362 amino acids)
Source: RefSeq, a predicted model, not a curated record